AUGAAUCCUAAAAGAUGUGCUGCUUGCAAAUAUCUGAGAAGAAGAUGUCCAAAAGAUUGCAUUUUCUCACCUUAUUUCCCUCCAAGUGACCCUGAUAAAUUUGCAUGUAUCCACAGAAUCUACGGUGCUGGCAACGUUUCCAAAAUGCUUCAGCAACUUCCUGUUCAGACAAGAGCUGAAGCAGUUGAAUCUUUGUCCUUUGAAGCAAAAUGCAGAGUAGAUGAUCCUGUUUAUGGAUGUGUUGGGAUUAUUUCUUUACUCCAAACCCAAAUUCAGAAUACUCAAGCUCUUUUGGCCAAAACUCAAGCCGAGAUUGCUGUUGCUCAAAACAAACAGAACCAAUAAUCACAAAAUCUCUGAAUUUAUGUAAUUUCUCAGUUUCUAUCUAUAAUUUUUCCAAAUAAAAUCGCUUCUUUUAAUCUCUCUU
Messenger RNA from Raphanus sativus (radish), 427 nucleotides. RefSeq names its product LOB domain-containing protein 24. The transcript is spliced from 2 exons. Bases 1 to 345 code for a protein of 114 amino acids. The record is from RefSeq and is a predicted model, not a curated record. NCBI's taxonomy places the organism in Eukaryota, Viridiplantae, Streptophyta, Magnoliopsida, Brassicales, Brassicaceae.